Molecule: messenger RNA, 1956 nt
Organism: Cuscuta campestris
Lineage: Eukaryota; Viridiplantae; Streptophyta; Magnoliopsida; Solanales; Convolvulaceae
Source: the annotation of a GenBank genome assembly
GCCCAGUUUGUAUUUAUCAAAUUUUUUCCGGAAGACAACCUCCGUCUUCUGUUCGCUCCCUUCCGGCUUCCUCGCGUCGUUGUCAUCAUCACCCGCCCUAUUAUUUCUUCAUUGUCUCUUCUGCUCGCUCAAUCCUCCUCCUCUUUCCUUCCGUUCAUCCCCGUCUUCCUCUGUCCAUCCAAGACUCCAUCGCCACCAUUCCCUCGCCGGAAAAGAAAUUGAACAUGAUGAUGCAAGAAACUCCAACCAUGAAACCACCUCCAAGCAUGGAACUGCCUGCAAGCAUGGACCCACCUGCAGCUGAUGCUGAGGUACAACCUGAAACACUUGAAGAAGUGAAAGAGGAAGGCCCAAUGUUUCCCUGCAACCUUUACGACGCAGAAAUGGUCCAUAAGAUAGCACAGGAAUUUCUCACAGGUCUGGCAUCUGCCUGUGUUGACAACACAACAGGUGGCAUAUUUAAGAGCCCUGCCUCUGUGGCUCUUGAUGUAAGAAGAGAGAUGGUGGACUAUCUUGUCCAAAGAAGUGAGACUUUUGUGGCAGAAUCCGUGGUCUUGGAAGGCGACUCCAUUGUAGAAAAGCCCACUGAUGCAUUUGAUAUCAUCUCUGACUUGAUCGACGAUUUUGCGCAUUCAAAAAGGAAUUUUUUCAGCCGCGUAUCCGGGUGGGUUCUGAGUGAUAGGAGAGAAGAUAGGAUAGAUGACUUUGUGCAGGAGAUGGAACUGAAUGGGUUUUGGUUGAUUGGGCGGAGGGAGUCGGUUGCCUUGACUUUGCUUAGAAACGUUGAUGUCAAGAACACGUACCAUUGCAGUGUGAAAUUUAGGUCCCAAGAAGACCUCGAACAGCAUCUUCCAUCUUGCAGUUUCAGGGUCAUGAACUGUGAGAAUGAGUGGUGUAAUGCUAUAUUUGUUGCAGGCCAUGUGAAAAAACAUGACUCUGCUUGUCCUUUCAAAAUUCUUCCGUGCGAGCAGAAGUGUCCAGAGAGCAUAAUGAGACGCGACAUGGACAGGCAUUGCAUUACCGUUUGUUCGAUGAAACUUGUGAACUGCCCCUUCUACCCCGUAGGUUGUCUGUCCACAGUCCCACAGUGCUACAUAGGGGACCACCGGUCUGAAAACCUCCAGUUUCACCUAGUUUGCAUCUUGAAGCUUGUUCACAAGGAAGCGUCUGCCGAAGCUCUGAAGAGAAGAGCAGAAUUGUUGAUGGAGGGACCUCCGCGUGAAAAGCUAGCAGCUGCUCGGGAUGCUAGAGCUCUAACCUUCGCAAUCAAGGAUCUCGAAGUUAAGCUUGGGCCUUUAGAAGAAGUGAAACCAAGUGUGGAUGAAGAGAACUCAACAGCCAAUGAAGAAGACCUUAAAGCUUUAGAGAAUGAGGGUGCCAAUAGAGAUGAGCCGAGUGCAUCUACGGAUGAAGCAAAGCCAGAGGAGUCAAUCCCCAAAGGUCAGUGUUCUCUUGAAGAGACCAUUAAAAACGAGGAACACAUACUUGAGAAAGAAAAGGUGUCGAUUUUACCCCUGAAAGAAGAAAAGCUCGAAGAACAAUCCGGGUUGAACUAGAUCAUCCGAAACUCCCUAAAACUCCACAUCUAAAAGGAAAAACAGUGCAUUUAUAGAUUCUUUUCAAUACCCUGUGGACUUGGACAUACAUAAAGCAUAUAGUGACAAACACAUAAACCUAAUUUUCCCCAAAUGCCAUUCUUUGGAGAAUCAGAGAGAGGCAUAACUUGGUAAUCUCAGAACUCUUGACAUGCUGUAGAGGCUUUGACCUGUGGGUUUUUACUCUUUAGCUUCCCUCCCAAACAUACUCACAUGUCUUUGUAAACAUUCUUUGUCCAGUUAUUGGACACAAAAUUCUUAAAUUUGCCUUGUUUGAAUUCAUCAGUUUUUCCCCCCUUCCCUUUUGAGUUUGUUUGUAUUGAUUGAAAAGAUAGUCAAUGCUGGGGAUAGUCUUGUUGUA